Molecule: messenger RNA, 2104 nt
Organism: Cynara cardunculus var. scolymus (artichoke)
Lineage: Eukaryota; Viridiplantae; Streptophyta; Magnoliopsida; Asterales; Asteraceae
Product: probable pectinesterase/pectinesterase inhibitor 61
Exons: 3
Coding region: 1-1803 (600 amino acids)
Biological process (GO): cell wall modification
Molecular function (GO): pectinesterase activity; pectinesterase inhibitor activity
Source: RefSeq, a predicted model, not a curated record
AUGAAUUAUGGCAGGCUUCAACCAAAAUCAAUCUCCCAACCGGAAUUCACGCACGAUCAAUACGAAUCUGGAUCGUCGGAGCCACCUAAGAAACCAAGGUCAAAGCUAAAGCUCCUUCUUAUAGUCGGAAUCACACUCAUUGUUGCGUCGGCGGUAUCGGUGGCAUUAGUGGUGGCCCUCCGAAACAAAGCCUCCGGCGGUGGUUCCGGUUCGAUGGUCCGACCGAAGCCGACGAAAGCCAUAUCCAGAGUCUGUAGCCGUACGCUUUACCAGAACCUCUGCGUCAACUCGUUUCUUGAUUUCCCGGGUUCACUCACCGCGUCGGUCAAAGACCUGGUUCACAUUUCGGUCAACAUGUCGCUGCAGCGCGUGGGAAGCGCGUUGUAUACGUCGACAGAUAUCAACAACGUGGAGAUGGACUUACGUGUACGAUCGGCGUACAAUGAUUGUGUUGAGUUACUGGAGGAUUCGGUGGAGCAGCUCUCACGGUCACUAACCACCGUCGCGCCUUCUUCUUCCGGCGACACACAGCGCGUGGGAUCCACUGACGACGUCAUGACGUGGCUCAGCGCAUCGCUCACCAAUCAAGAUACGUGUACGGACGGUUUGUCGGAGGCGGAGGACGGUGAGGUGAAGAGACUGAUGCAGGAGAAACUUAAGGACUUGUCGGAGCUCGUAAGCAAUAGCCUUGCUAUAUACUCGUCGGAAAGUGACGACGAUGAUGUCGAUGAGACUCCGAUUGAGAACCGGCGGCGGAGGUUAAUGUCAGAAGCUUCCGGCAAACGGUCAUCGGAGUUUCCAGAGUGGGUGAGCAAGAAGGAGAGACGAUUGUUGCAGAUGCCGGCGGCCGUAAUCCAAGCCGACAUAGUGGUGUCAAAAGACGGCAAUGGCACGUGCAAGACCAUCAAGGAGGCGAUCAAAAAGGCACCUCAGCAUAGCAGUCGCCGAUUUAUAAUCUACGUGAAGGCAGGAAGGUACGAAGAGAGAGAUUUAAAGGUGGGAAGAAAGAAGACGAAUUUGAUGAUAAUUGGAGAUGGAAAGGGCAAAACGGUCAUUACAGGAGGAGUUAGCGUAGCAGAUCAUGUGACCACAUUCCAUACUGCUUCAUUUGCCGCAACCGGUGCAGGGUUCAUGGCACGUGACAUCACGUUCGAAAACUAUGCUGGCCCGGCCAAACAUCAAGCCGUUGCACUCAGAGUGGGUGCAGACCACUCGGUGGUUUACCGUUGCCAAGUGAUCGGUUAUCAAGACACGUUAUACGUGCACUCCCAACGUCAAUUCUAUCGCGACUGCGACAUUUAUGGAACCGUCGAUUUCAUUUUCGGUAACGCCGCAGUCGUCCUCCAAAACUGCAACAUUUACGCCCGAAAGCCAAUGGACCAGCAAAAGAUAACCAUAACAGCUCAAAACCGAAAAGACCCGAAUCAAAACACCGGGAUCUCGAUCCACUCGUGCAAGCUCCUAGCCCAACCGGAUCUUUUAAACGGAAGUUUCCAAACAUUUCUUGGCCGACCAUGGAAAAUGUACUCACGAACGGUGUACAUGUUAUCGUAUAUGGGCCAGCACAUUGACCCAAAGGGGUGGCUCGAAUGGGACGGGACGUUUGCCCUUGAUACGUUAUAUUACGGUGAGUACAUGAAUUACGGGCCAGGUGGGGCCAUCGGACAACGGGUGAAAUGGCCGGGUUAUCGGGUGAUCACGUCGGAAAUAGAGGCAAGCCGGUUCACGGUGGGAAAGUUUAUAUAUGGGUCGUCGUGGCUGCCGGCGACGGGAGUGGCUUUCGUGGCAGGGUUAUCGGCGUAAUGGUGACCGAUAUAAUGAAUUAUUUGCUAAUUUUUUGGGUGAAAAUUAGAAAAACGAAAGAAGGGUGAGACGGUAAUUUUGGCAGGAAAUUGAAGUCGCAACAGCGUGUGGGGUGUGAGUGAUAGUGACAAUUGUACCACUUGUGAAUCAUAUUAUUGUCGGUGGCGAUUAUAUAGUAUUAUGGUAUAUGGUAAAUGGCAAAAUUUAUUUACGUUCGGAUAGGGUUAGACAUUUCGGCAACAAUAAGGAAAGCUUGUUCAACAUUUAACCUUUUAAUACAAAUUUCUAUUAUUUCAACUCA